UAAAAGACGGAGUCACAACUAAAAAAACAUGAAAGUCGCCACUGUGGCCUUCUACGGGUUUGCUGUGGGGCUUCUGGCGGUUGGCCUGCGAGAGUUGCUGAGUGGCUUCGAGGAGAACAGAUGCAGCAUGACCUACAUGUUUGAAUACCCGGAGUACCGGCGCGUGGCUCUGCCUCGCCGUGUGGCCAGACUGUACCCAGCCUACGGGCUCUACCUGUACGGAGAGGGUGCAUACGCCCAGGAGACCCGGGCCCUCAAACUCACCGGUGCCCCUGUGCUCUUCCUGCCUGGAAAUGCAGGCAGCUACAAACAAGCUCGCUCCGUGGGCUCCGUGGCUCUGAGGAAGGCUGAGAACAUGGAGGGAGGGCUCCACUUCAACGUCUUCACAGUGGACUUCAACGAGGAGCUGGUGGCUCUUUAUGGUGGCAGUUUGCUCCGGCAGACACACUUCCUGCACGAGAGCAUCAAGGCUAUCCUGAGGCUGUACAAGCACCUAAAGACUCCCCCUCAGAGUGUGGUGCUGGUGGGUCACUCCAUGGGAGGAGUGGUGGCCCGGGCACUCUUCACUUUACCCCGCUUCAACACUAAUCUGGUCAGCCUCAUCAUCACCCAGGCCUCCCCCCACCUCGCUCCAGUGCUGGCCCUGGACCCGUACCUGCUGGAUUUCUACUCUGCAGUGAGACAGAAGUGGGUGAGCCAGGCGAAAAAGCUCAGGAAUGUCACAGUUCUGUCUGUCGGAGGUGGAUACCGUGAUUACCAGGUCCGCUCUGGCCUGACAUCCCUACCGUGUCCCCCAGGAGACCCUAAUAAGUUGUCACUGGUGGCAACUGCAGUUCCCAGGACAUGGGUGUCCACUGACCAUCUGUCCAUUGUUUGGUGCAAAGAGCUCGUUCUUGCUACUGUCAGGGCGUUCUUUGACCUCAUCGAGCCUGAAACCAGACAGUUCACAGUAAACCCAGAGAAGAAAAUGGCUGUACUAAACCAUCACUUCAUCAGACACCCCGUCAGGAUGCUGGAAGACACUCAAGACACUUCCAUCUCCAUCUCAGAUUUUCCUGAAGCAUGGAGUGAAGUGAACACACUGCGUCUGGCUUACAGCACACCCAAGGAAGGACAGGUGAAAUACUUUCUGUUCGCCCUGUCGAGUCGCAGGAAAGCCUACAGCCAUUUCUACUGCCGGAGCAACAACAUGGAGAUGACCAGCUGGGUGUACGGCUGUAUGAAGAACAGCUCUUCAUGUGUGCAUGCAGAGGAUCUGUCGAUGGGAACUGAGCUUCUUCCUCCAUACAAGGUCCUGAUUCUGAGCCUCAGUGACCUGUCUGCAGUUACUCAUCUGGUUGUUUCGGCCUCCAACCUCAACGGCAGACAGUUCACGGUGGAGUGCGAGUGGCAGAGACAGGAGUCUCAGACAGUGUCUGUCCCAGCACCACAUGUCCUGUCCUUCGGUUUGACUGUCAGUGAUGUUUCUGUAAACUCCUCUGGACUCCUUCACACCGUCCAGCUGCAACACUUUCACCAGGUCUAUCAGGCUUUCAGAAUCAAUGUCGCAAGUCAGUGUAAAGUACAUAAAGACAGACUCCCCAACGUAUACAGGAUACAUGUGCCGUGGUUUGGAGAGGAUUCUUUAACCACAGUCAGUGUGCCGUCAGUGACAGAGAUCUCAGGGAUGCUCCACACAAGUCGCCCAGACAACAGCUCAGGUGUCCUCCUACAGCUCCACACUGCCCCUAACUGCCAGUAUAAGGUGUCAGUAAGGACUUCAUUACCCAGGGUGCUAGGACAGAUACUGAGGUUCUGUGGCCCCAUGGUGCCUGUGUACACGGCUGUAACCCUCCUCCUGGCCUGUGGGGGGCAGCUGUCCUCCAUCCUGAAGUUGAGGCGAGCUGCAGACAUGAGCCAGGUGGUGGCCAAAGGCCUGCAGCCUCACAAAGUCAAUCUGCCCCUUUAUAUUCUGCACACUUUACUCAGCUGUAGCUGGUUUCAAGAGCUCUGGUCAGCUCUUUACCUCCCUCCUAUGGAUUCCCUCCCCCCAACCACCCCUGAUGCAACGUUUCAUGAGGUUGUGGUACCAGCUGAAGAAUGGCCCCACCUCCUGUCUCCUCUGCUUUACAUCUUGGGGGCAGCAGUGGCGUACUGGGGCAGCACACUGCUCCGUCUCAUUAUGCGACUGAUCUCACUAAUAUUAGCUCCCCUACACAGACCGUCUGUCUCUAGAGACUGUGGCACCCUGACACUGCAAACGCAGCUCCUCAUCACUCUGAGUCUGACUCUUCUGGGUGGCUUGUCCUGUGGGGCAGUGUCAAUCUUUGCUGCCUUUUUGCUCCACCUUUACAGGGUACUGAGGCUGCAGAUGACAGAAAGAUCUUUGAGUCAUAUGUUGAAUCUGGCCCCACAGCAGCACAAAGAAGCCGAGAACGGCACAGUGGAUCCUGAACCCCUCAGCAGGUCUAAAGAAUGUAACGGCGCCCCCCUGCUGUCUGAGUGUGUGCUGCAGGAGGUGAGGGAUGACUUGGAGCUCCACCUCUGCCUGUCGGCGCUCUUCACACUCCCCGUCAUGCUCAUCGCUCCCUCACUGAUCCACUGGAUCCGCAACCUGAGGUAUUCCGCCCAGCUGGAUCCGGACCCUUGUUGGCCGCUCAUUGUGCCUCUAAUUAUUGUGUACAUGCUGCUUAUUAACUGCAACACUUUAAAACUCAGCAACAGUAAACUCCUGCCUCUGACAUCCUGCCUCCCUCUCCCCUUGUCCAUCGCCAUGGUGACCUUCUCUCCACUCCACCUCUACAGAGUCACCUACUUCCUGCUGGCGGUGCUCGUCCCUCUGGCCUCGUGUUGCCUGCUCUGACGGUAUCUGUCUGGUUUCUACCAUAACAAGCCUUUCUCCAGAUUUCAGCCUGACUCGGUGAAGCUGCUCGGUCGCUCCGAUCUGGAAGACGUCCUCCGUUCGGCUGCCGUGGAGCAGAGCCAUAGACAUACAUAGCUUGGGGAACUGUCUGCUCAAUGUUGGCACUAAAGGCUCCAUGGCGAUUACACUAUGUUUUAAGAUGAGAGGAUGUAAUGGCCUUGGAACAUUUGGUGUGAAUAUGGCUCUGAAGGAUUGACCUGAAACCAAGUUUGCCUUACUCUGUAUAUCUAUAGCUCUGCCUUCAAGGAGCAACAACUCCACAACCAGUGAAGCUACUGAUACUAGAGAUUCUUAACAGGGUGUUAUUAUUAUUUAGUUGUUUUCUAGUGUCGACAGUGGCAUUGUUCACUGUGGUCACUGCGCUGUAAACUCCUUCACUGCCUACUGCUUAGCAAAGACUUCCAGCUGUGUGUUAUCUUUACUUACUGACUGUCAGAUACAGUGGCAGUGUCACACAUACGUUCCAUAAGGAAAAAUCCAAAGUAAUCAUGUUUACAUUCUCCCAUAUUCACCUUUUGAUACACGACAAUGACUAAAUGAAGGUUUGCACUGGAAAAAAGGCUUUGGUGCAUCUGCAGGUUCUGCAGUUUUUCACAUGAAGAAAAUUCUGAUCUAAUCCAUGUUCUAUAAAAAAAAAAAAACAGCGAUGUAGCCAAACACAUUUUAUAGGUGUGAGCAGUCUGCCAGCUGUUUUUAUUCCUCUGCGUGGAGCUUCACCUUCAUUUUUUCAUUCACUCACUUAGACAACAGUGACUGUUAAUGAGCAGCUUACCUAGAAUAAGCACCGAAGAGUCUUCUGGACAGAAAUAAUAGUGAUUUAUUUUCCUGCUUGAAAUACAUUUUUCCCAGAACCUUGUGUUUCCACCUAAAAAAAAAUCUAAACUAGUCCAACUUAACACUCCAUAUUUACCCCCUGGGAUAAUGUGCAUUUGCAACUUCCUGCUUUCAAAUUAAAGGUAUCACGGUCGAUAGGACCAGACCUGGUGGUGCAAAAAUGAGAGUAGAGUAA
Messenger RNA from Centropristis striata (black sea bass), 3911 nucleotides. RefSeq names its product post-GPI attachment to proteins inositol deacylase 1 (gene pgap1). The transcript is spliced from 26 exons. The record is from RefSeq and is a predicted model, not a curated record. NCBI's taxonomy places the organism in Eukaryota, Metazoa, Chordata, Actinopteri, Perciformes, Serranidae. Gene Ontology annotation, cellular component: endoplasmic reticulum. Bases 29 to 2842 code for a protein of 937 amino acids. Gene Ontology annotation, molecular function: phosphatidylinositol deacylase activity. Gene Ontology annotation, biological process: GPI anchor metabolic process; endoplasmic reticulum to Golgi vesicle-mediated transport.